AUGGACGCACUUGCUAAGAAGAGCGUUAAAAGCAGCCCCGUUUCGCCUUUCCAGUUCUUUCCCACCACGCCUCAAUGCCCCUCCCUUUCGCCUUCAUCCUCACCAGAGUCUUCCCACGUUACCGCUCUCUCAUACAAGGAUGAUCCUUCUCCGCCAAUCGGCUUGAGCCUCAGCCCGCCUUGCGCCACUUCAGUUCAUAGCGAAGACGACGAUCAUAUUUCUCCCUCCGCUGAAUCGGCAAAAGUCUCAGCUGACGUGUCUUCACACUGGAAGCUUCCUCACCCCAAGACAAUCAAGCCGCAACCAUCUCCCGCUCCUGUUCCCGACGCCACAACAACAGAAGCCAAGGCAGCUCCUUCCCCCACGGCACCCUUUCCUCACUUCCCCGCCCCAGCGGCAGCAGCUGUCCCUUUCGGCCACAUUCCUCCCUACCCCGCGGCAGCUGCGGCUGGCUGGUGGGCUCCUUUCGCCGCCUUCCCCUCUCACAUGCUGCUCGCCCAUUCAACCGCGACCGGUCAAGCGCAGCAGCAGGCGAUGGGGAUGCAACAAAGGCCUUGGUUUCCCAAUGCGCCGCCGUGGUUCUGCUUUGGUCCGACUCCCUUCCUUUCCACGGCGCGUCCUGCCCUACCAGCCCCUGGUGGUGCCGCUUCAGAUGUCAACAUGGAAAUUAACAAGAGCCUAAUGGCUGCCAGCAAGCCUUCUUCCAUGGUGACGAAGGGUUCUGUCAAGCGAAGCCCGUCGGCGAAAUUGGCGGCGAAGCCAGUGGAGGUGUUACCACGCGAGCGGCUCCCGUCGGGAUUUCGCCCGUGGAAGGCUGCGAGCAGGAGCUCUGGGUCGAACGACACGUCAGCUCUGCUCUCGUCAAAUGGCGCCACGACAACGUGCUCUGCUGCUGUGGAAGCAUGCGCUUCAUCCCGCCGGGCCGUCCCAUUCGCGUUGAAGCCGUGCAGCCAGGGCACGGAGGGUCUUCAAAUAGUCAAGGCGGACGGACAGCCAAUUCGUCCAGCAGCGCAGCAACCAAGGGGCCAGGCGGGCCCGGUCAACGCAGUCAAUAUAGUCAACGCAGCCACCGCAAUUAACGCAGUUAGUCCUAUGAGCCAUUUUUCGACUCCCCUUCACAUCCUCCCAGCUAUCGGCCCUAUCCCCAGCUUCCAGUCUGCUGCUGCUGAUCAAGCCAGAGCGUAUGCCUGCACUAUGGGACAGUAUCCCAAUUUCCCCUGGACUGCAGCUGCUGCGGUAGCUGCUGCUGCUGGUGGUGCUGCUGCUGGCACUGGUGCUGGCGGUGCUGCUACUGGAGUGUUCGGCUUUCUGAACCCUGGGGGAACGGUUGCUGCUGAGGCUGGUGCAGGAGUGGUGGGGGACAAAAGGAGGCUUGGGAAGGUAGAGGGCGCAACGGGCGGGAGCGUGGAUGCGCAGGGGAAGAGGAAAAAGAGGCAAAAGCACGUUGGAGUGGGUUGCAAUGCGGUGGAGGACCCAGUGUCUCUCAGAAUGGAUGGGAAGAGCGGAGAGAUGGAGGGGGAGGGUGGCUGUUGCAAGGAUCGGGAGGAGGAGAGUGGAAAGGAGAAUGGAAUGGAGAUGGAGAAAGAGAAGGAGAAAGAGAAGGCGUGCAGGAAUUGUGGGACGCACACAACUCCGUUUUGGAGGAAGGAUCGGUCGGGGAGUGGUCAGCACCUGUGCAACGCGUGUGGGCUCUACCUCGCCAAGAAUGACGCCCCGCGGCCCUCCGUGCUCUGGAAGAAAGAUUCCCAAGGGGCUCCAGACAACACCAGCCAUGCAGUUGCUGCCAAGGCUUGA
Molecule: messenger RNA, 1794 nt
Organism: Closterium sp. Naga37s-1
Lineage: Eukaryota; Viridiplantae; Streptophyta; Zygnematophyceae; Desmidiales; Closteriaceae
Source: the annotation of a GenBank genome assembly